AUGCCAAGUGUACUGGAGAGCAUCUCUGUGACUGUGGCAUCUGGAGAGUGCUUAGUGGGGGUUUUGGCUAAUGGCUUCAUUGGACUGGUAAAUUGCAUUGACUGUGUGAAGAGCAGAAGAGUGACCUCAAUUGAUUUCAUCCUUACUGGCUUGGCCAUCUCCAGGAUUGGUACAUUGUUCUCACUAAUAGCAAUUAACCUUGUUGGUUUUUUUGGUUUGGAAAGAAAUUCCAUUGGUAAUCUGGUGUAUUUAGAAAUUAUCUGGAGCCUCAGCAACCAUUCAAGUGCCUGGUUUGGAAGUUGCCUCAGUAUCUUCUAUUUUCUGAAGAUUGCCACCUUCUCCCAUCCUGCCUUCCUCUGGCUGAAGUGGAGAAUUAGCAAGGUGGUCCUCAGGAUGCUGAUGGGAUGCUGGCUCAUAUCCUUGUUCAUUAUCCCUGCAAUGGCAGGGAGAAUUGCUAAGAUUAAGAUAGUUUCCAUUGAUCAAGGAAAUCAAACAGUUACUCAAAAUAACCGAGGAUUUAAAACCCUGAUGUUUUCCACCCUGAUUCUCUCCAGUACUGGGGGUUUGGUCCCCUUUGCUCUAUCCCUCAGCUCCUGUUUCCUGUUAGUGCUGUCCUUGUGGAGGCACACCCAGCACAUGCAUCUCAAGGUCAUGGGCUCCAGGGAUCCCAGUACAGAGGCCCAUGUGAGGGCUAUGAAAGCCAUUGUCUCCUUUCUUUUCCUCUUUCUACUAUACCAUUUGGGCAUCAUCAUAGCCAUCUUUAACAUGUCUGUGCUUCACAGUAAACUUGUGGCAAUGUUUUCACUGAUAGCCAUGAACCUCUAUCCCAUGACCCACCCCAUUAUCCUAAUUCUGAGUCACAGCAAGCUGAGGCAGGCCUCUCUGAGCGUACUGGGGAAGCACAGACUGCCUCAAAGUCCCUGGGAAAGUCUAAGUGGCAGAGACUGA
Molecule: messenger RNA, 948 nt
Organism: Vombatus ursinus (common wombat)
Lineage: Eukaryota; Metazoa; Chordata; Mammalia; Diprotodontia; Vombatidae
Product: taste receptor type 2 member 7-like
Biological process (GO): sensory perception of taste; G protein-coupled receptor signaling pathway; detection of chemical stimulus involved in sensory perception of bitter taste
Cellular component (GO): membrane
Molecular function (GO): bitter taste receptor activity; G protein-coupled receptor activity
Source: RefSeq, a predicted model, not a curated record